UGUUUGCGUGUGUGUUGUACUGUAUGUGGAGGUGCGUACUGUUUGUGUUGUGGAAAGGUGAUGAGUAAAUGAGCCGAGUAAAAUGUAUUGGAGUGUUUCUUUUACGUUCAGCUAGCAUCGAAAAUAGUACAGUACAAUUUGCAAGAUAUUACAGUACCAAAAUGGACAACAUAAAAAGACGUGUGGAGGACAUAAUAAAAUCAACAGAAGACAAGAGGCUAUACAGAGGUCUUGUCUUGCAGAAUGAAAUGAAAGUGUUGUUAAUAAGUGAUCCGACAACUGAUAAGUCUGCCGCCGCUCUCGAUGUCAAUGUAGGUCACAUGAGUGAUCCAGACCAUCUCCCUGGUCUUGCCCACUUCUGUGAGCAUAUGCUCUUCCUUGGAACAGAAAAAUAUCCAUCAGAAAAUGAGUACAGCAAAUAUCUUUCUGAACAUGGGGGAGGAUCAAAUGCAUGCACAUUUUCUGACCAUACGACUUACUACUUUGACGUGGUACCGGAAUUUUUGCCUGGUGCUCUGGACAGGUUUUCCCAGUUCUUUCUUUCGCCAUUAUUCACGGAAAGUGCCACAGAGCGUGAAGUGAAUGCUGUUAACUCUGAACAUGAAAAGAACAUAUCAAAUGAUUCUUGGAGACUUGAUCAAUUAGACAAAUCAACAGCAAAGCAGGAACAUCCAUAUUCAAAAUUUGGGACAGGAAAUAAGUACACUCUUGACACACUGCCAAAGGAAAAAGGAAUCAAUGUUCGUGAAGAACUGUUAAAAUUUCAUGAAACAUGGUAUUCAUCGAAUAUAAUGAGCCUGUCUGUCCUUGGAAAAGAGAAUUUGGACGAACUGGAAAAAAUGACGUGUGAACUGUUUUCAAAUGUUAAGAAUAAGAGUGUUGUUGCACCCCAGUGGCCUGAACAUCCUUUUGGAAAUAAGCAAGUGCAGAUGAGAGGUUACAUAGUUCCUGUUAAAGAUAUUAGAAAUCUGAACAUUACUUUCCCGGUGCCAGACCUGCAUCAAUAUUACAGAUCUGGGCCAGGACAUUAUUUGAGUCACCUGAUAGGACACGAAGGACCUGGUAGCCUUCUCUCCCAUUUGAAAGCCAAAGGCUGGUGCAAUAGUCUGAUAGGUGGCUAUCGGACUGGUUCCCGUGGGUUUGGCUUCUUUGUAAUUAAUGUAGAUCUGACAGAAGAAGGCAUUCAAUAUGUGGAUAACAUUGUUGAACUAGUCUUCCAGUACAUAAAUAUGUUGAAGAAGGAAGGACCAAAGCAGUGGAUUUUUGAAGAAUACAGAGAUAUUAUGACAAUGCAUUUUCGUUUUAAAGAUAAGGAAAUGCCCCAGAACCACGCAUCAACAACAGCUCAGAACCUUAAUGAAUAUCCUUUGGAAGAAGUACUCUCUGGACAUUAUCUGAUAACUGAGUGGAAACCUGAGCUUAUAAAAAUGGUAAUGGAUUAUUUGACACCACAAAACAUAAGGAUUGCAGUUGUUGGAAGAAAAUUCGAAGAACUGGUAGAUCAGACAGAAAAAUGGUAUGGGACAAAAUACAAAUUGGAAGAAAUUCCUCAGGAAACAUUAAAGAGAUGGGAAGAAACAAAUUUAUGUGAAGAUCUAAAACUUCCCCCCAAAAACGAAUUUAUUCCAACUGGUUUUGAUCUGUUACCUCGUGAAGAUAAUGCACCUGAACAUCCUACAAUUAUCCAGAACACUCCACUGACUAGAGUUUGGUUCAAACAAGAUGAUGAAUUUCUGCUGCCUAAAGCAAACUUGAGUUUUGAAUUUGUGAGCCCUCUGGCCUAUUUAGACCCUGUAAGUUGCAACAUGACAUAUAUGUUUGUGUUGCUGUUUAAAGACGCCCUGAAUGAAUAUGCCUAUGCUGCUGAACUUGCCGGUCUGCGAUGGGAGUUAUCAAACACUAAAUAUGGAAUGAUACUUGGUAUUGGUGGAUACAAUAACAAGCAGCAUGUUCUGUUGGAUAAAAUAGUGGAGAAGCUAACCAAUUUCAAAAUAGACCCAAAAAGAUUUGAUAUUUUAAAGGAGCAUUAUAUUCGUGGAUUGAAGAAUUUUGAAGCUGAGCAACCAUACCAGCAUGCUGUGUACUAUUCUGCAGUCCUUCUUGCAGAACAGGCGUGGACUAAAGAGGAACUUCUAGCUGCUACUCAUGAACUGACUCUUAAGAAUGUCGAGGCAUUUAUUCCACAAAUACUAUCCAAGAUGCACAUCGAAUGUCUAAUACAUGGAAAUGCUGAUCGACAGAGGGCAUUGGAGCUGGUACACCUCGUAGAGGACCGUCUGAUGUCGUCGGUGUCCUUAUGACCAUUACUGCCCCGCCAGCUUCUGCGCCACAGAGAACUCCAGCUGGUGGAUGGUUGUAAUUUUGUUUUCGAAGUAAACAAUGCCCUGCAUCGUAGCUCCUGCAUUGAAGUUUAUUAUCAGUGUAAUCUUCAGUCAACAGAAACAAAUAUGUUACUGGAGCUAUUAGUCAAAAUUAUUAAUGAACCCUGCUUCAAUAUUUUAAGGACAAAGGAGCAGUUAGGAUACAUUGUAUCUAGUGGCAUUCGAAGAUCCAAUGGAGUUCAAGGUCUUCGAGUGAUAGUACAGUCUGACAGACAUCCAGAGUAUGUGGAUCAAAGAGUGGAAACAUUCAUAACAUCUAUGGAGGCCUACAUUGAACAAAUGUCAGAGGAAGAGUUUGAAAGACACAAGGAAGCUUUAGCAGCUCAACGCUUAGAAAAACCGAAACGGUUAUCUGCACGUUCGUCGCGAUUUUGGGCUGAAAUAACUUCCCAACAGUAUAAUUUUGAUCGUGUAAAUAUAGAAGUUUCAUACCUUCGUACCUUGACAAAAACUGAUAUUUUGAAUUUCUAUAAGGAACUAAUACAUCACAGUUCUCCAAAGCGACACAAACUAGCUGUGUAUGUUGUAUCGACUGCUGAAGGGGGUGCAGGAAAUAUGCCGAGGCCAUCUGCUCCAGAUGCAGUCAUUGAUGGCAUGUUGCCACCACCACCGUUUUACGAGAAGCCAACGAGAAUACAGGAUAUCACAGAGUUCAAGAGCAGUCAGGGGUUAUUCCCUCUUGUGAAGCCGUACAUCAAUAUACCAUCAAAAUCAAAGUCAAAACUGUAGUGAAUUCUUUACAACCAUCAGUUUUUAGGGCUCAACAGAUGAGGUCAAAACCUUUACACAUGUUGGAUACUGACAGCAGACGAGAUAUCUUUGCUACUGUGUAUUCUCUGUGGUACGAGUAUGUAUGUUAUGUAGUUUUUGUAUGGGUGCUGCAUUUUCCGGGACAAGUAUCGUACAGUGUGAUAGUUUAACUCCUCACCUACACUGUAUCUGCAAUUACGUUCCUGUACAUAGGAGUUUAAAAUAGUGUUAAAGGCCAUAUUUCAGAUAAAUACUUCAGUAUUGUAAGUACGUGACUGCACUUACUUUAGAAGUAAACAUUGGUACUGUAGAAUUUGUGAUAGUCCAUUACUUUCCGGUACUGACCGAAAGACAUUUCUCAAAAAUAGUUCAUAUGGUUCAUACCCUGAAAUGACUAUUAACUGAUAAAGAAAACUGCUGCACUGUAUUUAUUACAAUCUAGUAUUGUUAUAAAUUAUUGAAUUACAGUUCCACAGUAGUUCAGUAUUUAAAUUGUGCUCCAGAACAGUGGUUCUCAUCCAAUAACAAACACUGUUGCAGCAACCAAUUAUGAGCUCACGUAUAGUAAUAAUUAAUUCACAACAACAUAGAGAAUUUAUUUUUUAUAAUAGUACUUAUGCAGAUCAAGAGGUAAUGAAAUAACGUUUCAUAAGAGAGUAAAUGAAAUCAGGAUUCAUUAUUACUUAAGAAAUAUAGGUAAAUCACUGCAAUAAUUUAUUAAACUGUACGUCAUGAAAAAGAAUGAUAUUUUAUUAUUGUUCAAAGGUUUUAUGUCAAAUUCUGUUGUUGCUUAAAUAUGGGCUAAUUAUUGUGGCUAAUUGGGAUUUAACUGGUAAUAAAAUUCUGUCUGAAUCAGUUGCCAUUUCUUUGUUUGGUCAUUAAUCAGGAGAAUAUCACUAAACAUACAUAACUGUACUACUUUGUCAUCAAGUAUAACUCACCAUUAGUUUGAAAUAGUUCAAAGCUGUGUUGAUAAUAAAAAUCAUAUGAUAAAACAUAAAUAUAAGAAAGUGUAAUUUCAGAAAUAAAACAAGUGACUUUCACCACUAAGGAAAUACUGUAACUAGCACUGUGAGGAAAGCAUGCUAAUGAACCAGUGACCCAUUCAUACUUAAACAUGAAUAUGGCAUAGAUCAUGUACGACCUUAUUCCUAGACUAUCAUAACAGCACCAUGUCAUUAGAAAUUUUUUUUGACAUAAUGAACUUCCCCUGAUUUCUACAUGUAAUAUUUCUGAAACUGCUUGAAGGAGAUAAAUAAAUUAGUGCCCUGAUUG
Molecule: messenger RNA, 4406 nt
Organism: Schistocerca nitens (vagrant locust)
Lineage: Eukaryota; Metazoa; Arthropoda; Insecta; Orthoptera; Acrididae
Gene: Ide
Product: insulin-degrading enzyme
Exons: 22
Biological process (GO): peptide catabolic process
Cellular component (GO): mitochondrion; cytosol
Molecular function (GO): metalloendopeptidase activity; metal ion binding
Source: RefSeq, a predicted model, not a curated record